AUGGCGACGGCAAGCGCAAGCAUUGGCGUGGGGCGGGCGGGGGUGAAGCACACGACGCUGGUGUACCUUGUGGACCAGGCGGCAUCGCGCAUUCUUCUUGCGCUCAAGAAGCGCGGAAUGGGUGCCGGCAAGGUCAACGGGCCGGGCGGCAAGGCCGAUGUGAGCGCCGGCGACACCAGCAUCCGGGCGACGGCGAUUCGCGAGACGCAGGAGGAGAUGGGCAUCACGCCGACGGAUCUGCAGGCGCGCGGCCUCAUCUCAUUUGUUUUUACCAACGACGGCGAGCACUCGUGGGACAACGACUGCACCAUCUUCUUCGGCACUCAGUGGGACGGCGAGCCGACCGAGUCGGACGAGAUGGCGCCCGAGUGGCAUCCGCUCGACGCUGUGCCGUACGACCGCAUGUGGCCCGACGACGAGCUUUGGCUCCCUGAUCUGCUUGCCGGCAAGGAGGUGUACUGGCAGUUUACCUUUGACGGCGACGCCAUUGUCGACUCGGCGUCGUACGCCGACCUCCCGACAAUGCUCGCUGCUAUCGGCGCACCCGAGGCGGCAGCGCUUGACGCGUGA
Thecamonas trahens ATCC 50062 is the source of this 570-nucleotide messenger RNA. Its product is annotated as NUDIX hydrolase. Gene Ontology annotation, biological process: DNA protection. The record is from RefSeq and is a predicted model, not a curated record. The transcript has a single exon. Gene Ontology annotation, molecular function: 8-oxo-7,8-dihydroguanosine triphosphate pyrophosphatase activity. Bases 1 to 570 code for a protein of 189 amino acids. Lineage: Eukaryota; Apusomonadida; Apusomonadidae.